Chanos chanos (milkfish) is the source of this 2227-nucleotide messenger RNA. RefSeq names its product cytochrome P450, family 24, subfamily A, polypeptide 1 (gene cyp24a1). Lineage: Eukaryota; Metazoa; Chordata; Actinopteri; Gonorynchiformes; Chanidae. Gene Ontology annotation, molecular function: oxidoreductase activity, acting on paired donors, with incorporation or reduction of molecular oxygen; heme binding; monooxygenase activity. Gene Ontology annotation, biological process: cholesterol metabolic process; cellular response to peptide hormone stimulus; cortisol metabolic process. Gene Ontology annotation, cellular component: mitochondrial inner membrane. The coding region runs from base 186 to 1709 and encodes 507 amino acids. The transcript has 12 exons. The record is from RefSeq and is a predicted model, not a curated record.
GUGGGCUCGACCUCCACACUGUACAAGCCCGAUUUCUGAUUGGUCCCGUGGCCGACUGGAAUAAACACAGCUUCGGGUAUAUAUAUUGUGGCAAGAUGUAACCCAUUUAAGGGAAAAGAGAGACGGUAUUUCAACUUUACGCACGCAAACAUAGAAACCUGCGAAGAUCGACUCAGAUUACAACUAUGAGAACGCAAAUUCGUAAAGCGCCGCAGAUUCUCGAGGUGCUGAAAAAACAAUCGGUGGGGCUACAGCACUGCAAGCCAACAUCCUCAGCGUGCGUGCUGGACUCGAAGGAUGCUGCGGAGAUUGCGCCCUGCGGACACAACCUCAACUCCAUACCGGGACCAACCAACUGGCCAAUCUUUGGCAGCCUCGUCGAACUCCUCCGCAAAGGAGGUUUGAGAAGGCAACACGAGGCUCUGAUUGACUACCAUAAGAAGUUCGGGAAAAUCUUCCGCAUGAAAUUGGGCUCAUUUGAAUCAGUUCAUAUAGGUGCGCCCUGCCUGUUGGAGGCUCUUUACAGGAAAGAGGGAAACUAUCCACAGAGACUGGAGAUCAAACCUUGGAAGGCGUACAGGGACAUGCGAGACGAAGCUUACGGACUUCUCAUUUUGGAGGGAAAGGACUGGCAAAGAGUCAGGAGCGCGUUUCAACAGAAACUGAUGAAGCCAACCGAAGUUGUAAAACUAGACGGUAAAAUUAACGAGGUCUUGGCCGAUUUCGUUAAUAGGAUUGGAGCUGUUAACGUCAAUGGGCAGAUCAAUGACUUGUAUUUUGAGCUGAACAAAUGGUCUUUUGAAACAAUUUGCUAUGUGCUAUAUGACAAAAGAUUUGGACUUCUGCAAGAAAAGGUUGACGAAGAGGCGAUGGAUUUCAUAACAGCAGUAAAAACGAUGAUGAAUACGUUUGGCAUGAUGAUGGUGACGCCUGUGGAGCUUCACAAGGGCUUGAACACCAAGACAUGGCAAGACCACACGGCGGCAUGGGACCGUAUUUUUAGCACAGCUAAAAUCUACAUUGACAAGAAACUGAAUCGGCAUUCCGGCGGGGAAACUGAUGACUUAAUCAGUGACAUCUAUCACCGGAGUCACCUUACCAAGAAGGAGCUGUACGCUGCCAUUACAGAACUCCAGAUCGGAGGUGUCGAGACUACAGCCAACAGUAUGAUCUGGGCUAUUUUCAACCUCUCACGAAAUCCCUGUGCACAAGCCAAACUCCUUAAGGAGAUUGAAGAUGUAGUGCCCAGUGGUCAGUCACCAUGUGCUGAACACAUCAAGAACAUGCCCUACCUCAAGGCAUGCCUGAAGGAGUCUAUGAGACUGUCGCCGUCUGUGCCAUUCACAAGCCGGACUUUAGACAAAGACACUGUACUGGGGGAUUACACACUACCCAAGGGAACGGUGUUGAUGAUAAACAGCCAGGCCCUGGGGUCCAAUGAGGAGUACUUUGACAAUGGAAAACAGUUCAGGCCUGAGAGAUGGCUUCAGGCGAAAACUACCAUCAACCCCUUUGCCCACGUUCCCUUUGGCAUUGGCAAGAGGAUGUGCAUUGGCCGACGCCUGGCAGAGUUGCAGCUUCAGCUGGCUUUGUGUUGGUUGGUGCGUAACUUUGAGGUAGUGGCCACAGAUCAUGAACCUGUUGAUGCAGUUCAUUCAGGUACUCUGGUGCCCAGUCGAGAGCUCCCUGUGGCCUUCAUCCGACGAUGAGACUCCAUGUACAGAGCUUACUCUGGAUAACAGAUGACUCCACUGCCCUGGGUCAAAUAUUACUGACAGGCAUUCGAUUUGCUGCUACUCUGCUGCUAACAAAAAUGUAUUGAUUACUUAUGAUAUACCUCAAACCACAUAUAUAUGUAUGUAUAUUUUUAUAUAAAGGAUCAAAGACUAACAAUAGUGAUUAUUAUAUAGUUAUUAACCAAGCUGACCAAAAUCAACAGCCUAAACCAACAUUGUGUAAUGUUUUCCCUUAAAGACUGCUGCUUACUACCUACUGAUUUAAAAGAUUUUUUUUUCGGAUAUUUAAUGGAAUAUUUUCAGCCAAAAAGUUCAAAAGUAAUAUAUCACUGUAAUCUUUCCAUGUACAGUAUAAAGUCUGUAUUCUUAUAUAUACAGUAUAUAAAUCUGAAUGUAUGUAGAAUGUAUGAAUUAUGUACAUACAUGUAACAUAGUCACUUAAAACUAAAAAGAAACAUAUUUAUGUGUAAUGAAUAAAAUAGUAUGUUUUA